Messenger RNA from Leishmania major strain Friedlin, 6027 nucleotides. Its product is annotated as RNA-binding protein-like protein. Bases 1 to 6027 code for a protein of 2008 amino acids. The record is from RefSeq and is a predicted model, not a curated record. Lineage: Eukaryota; Euglenozoa; Kinetoplastea; Trypanosomatida; Trypanosomatidae. The transcript has a single exon. Gene Ontology annotation, cellular component: ribonucleoprotein complex. Gene Ontology annotation, molecular function: RNA binding.
AUGGAGAGGAGAGAAACAUCGAGACCGAACGCCUGCUCGAAAGGGCAGCUGCUGCACAUCUCGUAUGCAAUGCGCGCCACUGACGACUCCGACAUGGCGGCGCCGGGUGGUGGUGAUGGCGCUGACCGCCACGCUCUCGGAUCACCUGGGGAGGGUGUCGGUGGCGCCGGGCCGCAGCCGCAUCCGCUGCGAGGACAGUUUGGUCUUGAAGAAUGCACGGAUGCGUUUAGAAGCGACGAGGGAUACGCAUCAGCGGUACCGGAAACAGCCAGCGGUGCGCCUCUCCGUGGUGAAGUCGACGUCUGCAGUUCUUCCCUCACCGCCACGGCGCGUCAUCAGAACCUCUUGAAUCAUGGGCUGCUGGGUGGUGAUGGCGAGUUCGCGCCAACAGGUGGGCCCGCCAUUCAUAGUGCACCGUCAUCAGAGCAGGAGCUGAUGGCAUCCGGACCAGCUGUUGCGGCGACUGUGACGCAUCUGCCUGUUUCUUCGGCGCCAUCGCCCUCUUUUUCCUCCCAAGGCCAGCCCCUCUCCGCCAUCUUGGUGCCAGCCAGCCGGAGCGACGACUCAGCAGCAGCAGCACGCUGUUACAUUGACCCGUUCGCGGCAGCAGUUGGUGGUAGUGGUUCCACCAGCCGUAGUAGCAGCGUCGGCAUCGCUCGCGCAGGUACGAGCACAGGGAUGGACGGCCUGUACGGCGACCACUACGUAAAUCCACUGCUGCGGUCGCGAAGUAGGCGGAGCAGUGGCAGCGGCGGCUUCUUCGGGGGAGCAGACGACGAUGAGGACGGAUCGGCUGCCCUUCAAGCGGCCGUCGAUGCUGCCGUGCGCUUCGACGACCUCGCGAGCGAGGACGAUGUGGUGAGUGGCGGCGGUGAGCGGCGCACAUUGCUGCGCGCUGGCCCCACAACAGUGUCUCACUUGCUUGCGGUGGCGAGCGACACCGACGACGGCGCGCUCACGUGCGCUCACCGCGCAAAAACGGAUUUCUCCACCUCCUUCGGUACACCCGGCGGCCCCGGCGAUGGUGAAAACGAGCGGCAUCCGCCCCACUCGCCGCAGACGCCCGGUAUGCCGCAGUGCAGUCGCUGGGGAGACCGGAGCGCCGAUGGUUGCCCGCAGAUGCCGAACCGCGCCGCUAUCGGAGCGGCUGCGGUGCCAUCGUCGGCGCCCUACUUUGUGGCCUCCGGCAGCGCGAUCGUGUCGCCACUCCAGUCGAUGCAGCCCCUGCCCUCGCCGGUUACUGCCGCUGCCGAUCCUGCGACGGCCAUCGUGACGUCCGCUCAUCCGGGCUACACAGCUGCGCACGCACAACAGUCGCAGCAACAGCCGCUCUAUCCGUACAUCUUAACCAGCGCCGGCACCGUAGCCAAACCCUCCGCCCCGGCAUCUUUGACCUCGCCGCAGCAGCCCUCCAUCCCUGUGCCGCCGUCUCGGAACGAAGCUCAGCAGCUACAACAACAGCCGCAGCUACAACAACAGCCGCAGCUACAACAACAGCCGCAGCCGCGGCACCACCACCACCACCAGUGCUCUUCCUCGCUGCAUCCCUCGCCGCAUGGCCGGAGAGCGUCGCCGGUAGCGGUGCCGCGCACCUGCCCUGCUGGUACGGCUGCGAUGCCAACGCUGGGCGACGUUGACAGCUUUCGGUACGUGUCUCCGCCGCAGGCGUCCAUCGCGGCCACCCACUACCACAGCGUCGGCGGCGCCUCGAUGUGCGGCAGCACUGCGGCACAGAACAGCACCGACGUCGGCUUUGCCGUUCAGCCUGACACAGCGGGCAUUGGGACGGGCACGGGCAUGGGGGGGCAGAUGCUGAGCAGCUCGCUCUUGUCCUCGCCCAACGCUCAGCCGUUUUACUUGUAUCAGGUACCACAGGCGACCGUCGCCAUGGAGUCGCCGCCGCCACCAGGCAGCACGAAUGUGCUGCUUUACUCCCCACCACAGGCAUACGUUGGGUCAGGCCAGGUGGUGGCGGCACAUCUGCAUCCCGCGCCACCCACCACAGCCGCUGCGACCGCCGUGCUCAGCGACUCGUCGAGGGCGCGUUCGACGUCGACUCCGAGCGGCUCGUAUGAGCGUCCUGCUGUCACUCAACAGCAACAGCCGCAGGUCGUCGGAGGGUACACACUGACGCCGAGCGCCACCGCCGCCGCCGCGGCCGCCGCGGCGGCCGCUGCUGCCGCCACCCUGUCGGGGGAGUCGGGCCGUGCGUCGCGCAACUUGUACUUCCGCAACCUCCCACACUCGUGGAACACGUCGAUGCUGCGUGAGCUGUGCAGCCGCUACGGCGCUGUCCUGUCGGCGAAGGUUGCCCACCAUUCCACAACGAAUGCGUCGCUAGGGUACGGCUUUGUGCUAUUCGAGCAUAAACAGAGUGCUGUGACAUGCAUGGCGAUGCUGAACCAGGCCCAUGUUCACGCGGAGGGCGAGGAGUCGCGCACGCUGCUCGUGCGGAUGGCCCACGCGACAGCCGCGCCGGGCUUUCGGGAAGAGGGCGCUAGCGACAGCACGGCCUCCAGCCUUCGCCAGCCGACGGAGCUGACGCCGCCGUCGGGCUCGGCCAGCCGGGCGGGCGCGGUCGGGGGCAGGCUGCCGCAGUGGAUCUUGCAGCAGCAGCAGCAGCAGACGACAACGAGUGGGCUCCGUUCCCCGCGCACACCGCCGUCCGGCUCUGCGUCGGUGAUGCUACUGUCGCCCGGCUCUGCGCCGCAGUUUUACAGCCGUGAGCUCUCCGGUGCCAAUGUGGCCGAUGCACAUCGGGCGCAGGCGCGCCGCCACUCGAUUUGUGACAGCAGCAGGACGAACGCGAAUGCCUCGUCGAACACCUCGUGCGCCGGCGGUGACUCGCUGCGUUGCACCUCUCCAGUCGGCGGCACCGGCAACAACAGCUGCAUGGCCAUCUCCAGGACGUCCAUGCCACCGUCCUUCUCCGAGAUAUGCAACUUCAUGGGUGGCAAGGGGGUAGCGAAGGCCUCGGCGCCGCCACUGCGUGGCCUUUAUCGUGUUCCCUCAACGAGUACGACGCCAUCGCUCUUGUCCCCUCAUCAGCCACACCAAUUGCAGCAGCAGCAGCAGCAGCAGCAGGAGGGCUCUCUCUCGUACUUGUCCGCGUCGGCGAGCAGGUCCGCCACGGCCGGAGAGACCGUGACAGCGACCGCCAUGGCAGCAGCGGCGGCCCAACGCGCCGGCUGCAACUUCUGCAGUCCUCUCUCGCUCUCCCCCAACGACACCGCCUCGCUGCUGCUACUAUCGCCGUCCGUGUCGCACCCGACGGUGCAGCUGCCACAGUCGUUCCGCGCGCCUUGCACAUCCGUGUCCGGCAAGGCGUCCUCGGCAACGCCCGCCCCCGCUGCCUCCGCCUCCGCGACCACGUCGACCCGUAAUGUGUACAUCACGAACCUCCCUCUCACCUGGAACACAACGAAACUGCGUGAGCUGUGCUGUCGGUACGGCGAGAUCGUCUCCGCGUCGGUGGCGCACCACCCGGAGACAAACGGGUCGCGCGGCUACGGCUUUGUGUUGUUCGCGGAGGAGCGCGACGCGGCCUCCUGCGUGAUGGGGCUGCACCAGUACCGCGUGCCGGCCUCGUCCCAUGUGCUGCGCUGCCGCUUCGCGAAGGACAAGGCGACGCCGUCCAUCGCGCACACGCUUCUGUCGCCGUCGCCGGAGUCCGGCCGGGACUCCGGCGGCAGUGGGUGCGGUAGCCCCCUCCCCACGGCCACCGUUGGCGGGUCGCCAACUGCCGCAACGUCAAGGACGAUGGUGCCGAUGAUCGCGGUGGGCGGCGAUGCCGAUGUCUUGGAAAGCAGCCUCGUCAGCAGCGGCACCGGCAACACCACCCGCUGCAGCGUCAAGGGCGCUGUCCAGGAUGCGGUCUGCAUGCCGAUCGACGUCUUCUGCACACUGCAGCAGCGGGUGCACGCACAGUGCGUGCAGUACCUCACCCAGAAGCAUCAGCUGCAGCGCAAGGACACGGAGGACAACAACGAGCCCACGAGUGCCGUGGUCGCGGCAGAGGUGCAGUCGGAGGAGCUGGAGAGAAUGAUGCAGUGCUGCGUCGUCUACGGCGCUCAUGUGCCGACAGAAGGAUACGGCUGCGUGCGCCCGAUGGACUGCCGCAAGGCAUCCUUCCGGAGGGCUGUCGCUCGAGCACCCACAGCCGCCGUUGCCGACGACGCCGAGCAGCUGCUCAGUGGACCUCCUGCAGAGCCGUCGACGCCGGCCUCAUCAGGGCUGCGGUCAGUUGGCUCCGCCCUCUCCACCGAACGUGGCGACCCGAGUGGCGAAGUCCUUGACGCCACCGACACGGCCGCGCCAGUGACGCUGUCGGGAACGGUAGUUUGUACGCAUGCCAUUGCCGUCGGCCGCGCGCAGCCGGCCUCCCCCACACUCACCGGUACAACCACGAUGCCGGCAGCCCCGAGCACCCGACGUAGCAUGAGCGACGAGCCGUCGUGUGCGCCGCCGCGUGGCGUUGGCGUGUCAGACGCGGAGAGCGCGCGUGGGGUCGCGACGCCAGAGGUGGCGGCAUGGCCAGGUGCUCUGGUGGCGCUGUGGUACACCGGCACGCUCUUCACCACCGAGGCAGCGGCAGCGGCGUUUGUCCGGGCGGCAGCUGAGGCAUCGUCGGGCUCCGGCGCAACCACCAUCGCAGAGCGUGGCAAUUUCGGCACCCACAGCGGAUGCGUUGUGGAGGCGUCGACGGUGCCGCUCUCCUCUAAUGGCAGGGACACGCCGGCGGAUACCACUCUUCCCUCUCCGUCGCCGGCUCUCGACAAGACGGCCAACCUUCAACAGACACGCUUUGGGCUCUGGGAUCAGGUAAUGGUGCUCAGCAGCGCGCCGUUGGCGGUGCCGGCGGCCCCGCCUUCCACCUCCUCCGCGAACAACACGGCAGCCAACAGCACGCGCCUGCACCCUACAGAGGAGCCGUAUUCACAGCACCGACCCACAGCCACGCCUCCCCAACAGCAGCACCAGCGGCAUCACUUGCGCCCGUCACAUCAGCUACCGCCACCAACGGCGCUGCGUGCACAGACGAGGGCCGGCAGCGCGGCCGCAUCCACGACGCAGCCGCGCGGCUCCAGUCUCUUCCCUGCAACAGGCAUCGCUGCGGUUGCUGCGUACUCCUCGGCUUCCACGGCUGAGCUGCCGCCAAAGCCUUCGCAACCGCCGCACCUACAGCAGCAGCAGCUGCUGUGCUCGCCGUCCCCUGCCGAGACGCUCCUCUGCUCUCCGCCAUCGCAUGCAGCACACUACACCUCCGCGCGCGUGGCGCUGACAAGCCCUGCCGAUGGUGUAUCGCUGACGAGUCCGACACCGCUGAUGAUGGUGAUGGGCGGUGACGGUGAUGGCAGCAGCAGCACCAGCAGCACCGCUGCACCGUUGACUUUCCCGAAAGACUUUGUGGCCAGCGCUUCCGCCGGCGUGACUGGCCGAUAUCCAUCAGCGACAGCCGCGGAGUGCGCCUACCUGCUCGGCUCUCCUGCGUCUACCUCGCCCGUUAGCUUGAGCACGGGCACCCACAUCCUUUCCGGCUCGGCGACGCCGCCGCUGGGUGUGGCGCUGAACUUCCCAAGCGCAUCGAGUGGGUACUCGACGCUGUUCAAUGCGGCAGGAGCGGGUAUCCCUUCGGGGCAUCCGGCGUCGGCGGUGCACGCAGCCCCCGCUGUCUUUGCCGCUGCGCCUUCACACAUGGCCGCCGCACACGCUUGGAGGGCCGCUACUAGUGGUACGACAGCUGCGAUGUCGAAUGUGCUCAGCGCACCCCCACCGGUGACUUCUGGACCGUCGUCGCUGUUGUCCACCGAGCAGGCACCGCCACCGCCACCGCCCAUUUCUUACCCGUUUGGCAGCGUCAUCUAUGCGGUGCCGGAGGCGGCGGCCCUGACGGCGUUGGCCACCGGCGGGCCGCCGGUGUUGUUCAGUGCCGCCCCGAUCAGCGAUGUGGCCAGUCCGGCGACGCCAGCCUCGUCGGCGCAAGUGUCGUGCGCGACGCCCGACGCUACGUCUCAACGCUCCGCGUAG